Suillus paluster is the source of this 816-nucleotide messenger RNA. RefSeq lists its product as uncharacterized. NCBI's taxonomy places the organism in Eukaryota, Fungi, Basidiomycota, Agaricomycetes, Boletales, Suillaceae. Bases 1 to 816 code for a protein of 271 amino acids. The transcript is spliced from 5 exons. Gene Ontology annotation, molecular function: chromatin binding; histone binding. Gene Ontology annotation, biological process: nucleosome assembly. Gene Ontology annotation, cellular component: nucleus; chromatin. The record is from RefSeq and is a predicted model, not a curated record.
AUGUCUGGCAAAAAACGCGCUUCCCCCGGUACAGACGUCGAGAAAAAUCCUCUGGCACAUGUCGAACUCAACGAUGAAGAUGCUCUAAAACUCCAGGACAUCCAAAAAGACAUCCAACGCGUCGAACUUGUCAUAGAGCGCCAGGCUAUGCAAAAAUUGACCCCAGUCUAUGAAAAACGCCGUGCUGUCGUUAAAUCGAUAGAGAAAUUUUGGCCUGUGGCUCUCAUGAACAACACCAUGAUCUCUUUCCAUGCACAACACAAUAUUGAUCAACUUGCGCUGAGCUACCUUGAAGAUUUGUGGAUCGUUCGUGAUCCUAAGGAACCACGAUGCUACGCUAUUGAAUUCUAUUUCAAGGCAAACCCAUACUUUACUGACUCCGUCUUGAAAAAGGAGUACAAAUACGUACCUCCACCCGCCGCUUCAGACGACAAGCCUGAUGCGGAUGGCAUCACUGACUCCAUGCUCGACUUUUCUUGGGCCCGUGAUGUCCAGCCUUCCGCCAUUACAAUUCAUUGGAAGGAUCCUGAGAAUGCCCUGACCAAACUCCACCCCCGUGUGGCUGAGGUGGAUGGGGACGACGAUAUGCCCGCAGAAGCUGGCAGCUUCUUCAACUUCUUUGAGAUUGCAGAUGACCCCUUUGAAAUUGGCACACAGAUUGCCAAUGAGAUUUUCUCCGAGGCCACAGAUUACUUCAUGGGUAAUGUCGCUGGUGACGAGCUUGAUUCUGAGGAAGAGGACAGUGAAGAUGACGACGACGACGCUGAAGAAAUUGAUUUGGAGAAACCAAGGGCGAAAAAGCAAAAGAAGGAAUAG